CCAUGAUGACUGCUGGUGAGUUCCCCUUUGCUGGGGCUUCAGCCCCUCUAAACACACCCCAAAAGGUGGAAAAAUGGGGGGAAAAGCACUGUUAAGCCUUGAAAUAUAGGUCCUCCCUGUAACACAACUGUGCCUUGAUUGAAGAGGGCAUUUCCAGGGGCACCCACCCACCAGGGUGCUGAUGCCAGCCCACCUUCUUGCAUCCAGAUCUUCCAGACAUGAAUAAAACUUGGCAGGGUGGUGGGAGGUGCUGGGCACUGCCACUUGCACUGAGUCCUGGGUGGAUAAGCUGUGUCUGGCAUCCAUAGCCUCCACGGACAUGGGGCUGCUGCUGCAAGAUGAUGUUUUUGUUGACUUUUUCAACAUCUUUCUGAACCUUCCUCAGAGCUCCUGAACUGGCAGAGUGCUGACCAGUGGCUGCUGGAGAGGUGCAUCAGCGGGAGCCAGGGCAUGCAGCACUUCUGUGCCUUCCUCCGAGGAACAGCAGGGGAAGAGCUGAUCGACUUCUGGCUCAUCACUGAAAGGCUCCUGGGUCUGGACGAGUCAGAUGGGAGCCAGAGGGAGCUGUUCUUGUCCCUGGUGCACAGGCUGAGAGCCACUCACCUGCGUGAAGGCUCCAGCGUCAUCACCUUCUGCACCACCAUCGUGGGAUCUCUUCCGAAAGCCAAGCACAUCCAGUCCAUCAGCACCAGGAGGGAGAUCCUAAGCGAGAUGCAGGAACAGGUCCUUUUUAUGAUUCAGAGUUACUGGCUCCCUAAAUUCUUCGUGCACUGCAAGAUGGGAAUGGAGGAAGAGGAAUCGUGCUGGCCUUUGCUCCAGGAAUAUCAGGAACGUUUAUCACAGGCUGGCUGGCAGCAGCCCCCAGGCCCUUCAGAGCCCCUCCCCACGAUGCACAUCAAAAGGAGCCAGGGUGUGCCAGGGCCCUACUGCAGCCAGAAGGCCAAAGCAGAGGUCUGGGCUCUGGUCAAGGAGGGCAGAGACACCCAAGAAUUGAAAAUGGCCACUUUUCGGGUGAAAAGUGCCAGGAGCAGGGAGGAAUUGUGUCUGGAUAAAGAUGCUCUGGGAUCGAUUCCCCAGCAGUCACAGCAUCCUGCCUUUGGAGGCAGAGGAGGAGCAGCAUUUCCUGGCAGACCUCGGUCCAGUGCAGAGCAGGAUGUAGAAAACAUCUGUCAGGAGAAAAUCCUCUCUGACCUGCUUCCCUCUGCAUCCCUUGUUCAGCUGCCAUCCCUGAAAAAGCCAGUCAAGACCUUGGAUUUCCUUUCCUGGGCUCUGAGUGCCGAGGCCUGUGCAGGAAGACCCUUCAGAGAUUUCCUGCAGCACCAGAACCGGCCCAUGGAGACUCAUCUCCUGGACCUGUGGCAAGACCUGGAGGAGUUUCUGCCCGUGGUGCUGGACUCCAACAGAGAAAACAACUUCUUCCUGCGCCAUUUGAUUGGGGAAAAGAUCUGCAAGACCUACCUGGAGGACAGCAGCAUUGAGAAGCUCCCCUUGGAGUCCAGAACUCUUGUCAGUUUGUGGAACCAUCUGAUAUGUGGAGAAUUCUCCCCCUGGAUAUUCAGAACCCAGAAAGAGAUUUGCGAGGUGCUCUGUGGCCUCUAUGAGGAAUUUCUAGCUGCUGAUGACAGGACAUUCCUCCAGUUUAUGGCUCCAGGCAUGGAUGUCCCCACAGCCGAGGUGCCGGGCCAUGCUGCUGGCAGAUGGGGACAUUUCCACCUGUCCCAGAGGAUGAACCAGUCCCUGCAGCUGAGCCAGGCCUUGCAAGGCACGAGGAGCUUGGAGGGAGUCUCCUCCAAGCACUGGCAACUGCUUGCUGCUCAGGACCUGCAGAAAGGGGGUUCCAUCCAGGCAGAGAUGGAGCUGCUCCUGGGCAGUGCUGAAUUCCAGAGGAUGAUAGCAGACGAGCUGGCUGUGGGCAGCCCAAGCAAGGAAGAGGAGCUUCUGCAGCUCAUGAGUGCAGCACUCGCUGUUGCAUCUGAGAGGAUUGCUCGGGAGAAUGCUGCUGCUGCUGCUGCAAGGAAGAGGGCAGCUAGAAAACGCAGCUUUGAGGAGGAGGAUGAUGAAGAUGACGAGGAUGAUGAGGAAGACGAGGAUGAGGAAGAGGAGAAAGGACCCUACUAUCAGGAGAAGAAGAAGCAAAAACAGGCAGAGAAGCAGAAAAAGACAGAGAAGCAGAAAAAGACAGAGAAGCAGAAAAAGUCAGAGAAGGAAAAACAGACAGAGAAGCAGAAAAAGACAGAGAAGAAGAAAAAGACAGAGAAACAGAAAAAGACAGAGAAGCAGAAAAAACAGAAGCAGAAGAGGAAGGAACAGCAGCAGCAGGAGGAUUUGUUGCCCUGGAGCAAAAAGCCCAGGUCUAGGCGUCCUCAGCUUGUGAAGGAAGGGCCAGAGGACCUCAAGACACCGAGGAUGGGGUGGGCCUGGGAUGCCAUCCGGGAGCUCGUCAGGAGCUUCUGCAAGUUCCAGAGGGACAUGAAGAAUCACACACGGCGUGCAGAAUUUGAGGAGUUUCUCCGACAGGAGCGAAGAAACAAGAGGGAAAAUUUGCCUGUCAAGGAGAAGAGCAAAAGUCCUGCCAAGAGCCCCCGCAAGGACAAGGGCAAGGGCAAGGGCAAGGGGAAGGGCAAAGGGCAGGUGCAGAAGGUGACGCUGGUCAAACGCCGCAUUUUGGACAAACAGCUCAUCGUCGUCAGCUUCCUCGUCGAUGACCUCCGCUUUUACCUGGAGAUGGACAAGUUUUCCAGGCUGGCUGACUGCCUGGAAGCUACACCACCCUGCAACAUGCAGUCAGAAAAGCACAGUUCCUUUCUCAAGAAGAAACUUGACGUCAUCAGCAAAGUUUUCCUGAACUCUGACGUCCCCCCCAAGCUGCGGGUCAACAUCUCUGAGAAGGAGAGGGAUUUAAUCUGGCGUUCAUCUUCCAAGGGGCCGCUGACCCGGGCCAUCUACCACAACGCCAAGGUCACCCUCUUCCCCAUCCUGAUGUACUUCUGGAGAAGGUUCUGCACCUGGAAGGUGAUGAGGAGCUUUCGGGCCUACCAGCAGGUCAUGAGCUCUAGCACCCAUCAGGAGGAACAGAGCUUUCAGCUCACCAAGGAGGACAGGAGCUCCCGGGUCCAGCAGGAGAGGAGCUCUCAGGAGCCCAAGGGAGGCAGGAGAUCCCAGGUCCAACAGCAGGAGAGGAGCUCUCAGGAGCUCAAGGGGAGCAGGAGAUCCCAGGUCCAACAGCAGGAGAGGAGCUCUCAGGAGCCCAAGGGAGGCAGGAGCUCCCGGGGCCGCAAGGAGGGCAGGGUUCCAGCCUCUUCACCUCCUGCAAAAAGCCCCUCCAAAGCACCCAAGACCCCCGGGCCCACGAAGAUGGUGGCCAUUCCCUCUACUACACAUUAUAGUCCAGGUAAAAAGGCUGUCCUUACCUACACACUGUCAGAAGGCCUCGAGUUCCUGCUGCCACGGCCACCAAAGAAAACUGAGCCUCCAGAGGAGAAAAAAGCUGCAGAUCCCAGUGGGGAGAAGAGGCCCUCACUCAGUGAGCCUGCCCCACAGGCUGGGACCUAAGGGAAGCUCAGCCCUCCCAAAAUAACACCCACACCAACCACCCAAUGAAGCUGAGCAGCCUGGACACCGGGAAUUGUUUGCACUCAGCAAUAAGAAACCUAAAAAUAAAACAACUCACAGCACCCUCCAGCUUACCUGGUGACAGCACAGCAGCUCACAGCUCACAGCCAGGGCAGGGACGUGCUGUGAUCCCUGUUUCCAGCUGAAACACCACACAAAUCUCCUUCCUCACAUGCAUCUGUGACAUGCAGCUCCUCAGCUUCCCACACAAAAGAAAUUCUUCCUGUGGGUAGCAAGGCUGAGAGAGCCCAUUUGGUUCACUUAUUCAGCUGGCUGCUGAGAUGGGGCCUGUUUUGCCAAAGCCUUUCUGAUUUUCCAGCAAAAAUCAGCUCAUGCCUGACUGGGGCUUCAGCAUGUUUUUUUUUUUGGUGAGGUUUUGGUUUUUUGUUGCUUGUUUUUAAGCCAGUGCAUGUUUACAAAGCACUAACAAAAUCAUAGCAAGGGCCUUCAUUUUCCCCAGGUGAAACUGAGUCAAAAUGACUUUGCCAAGUCACCAGGAAGCUGCAGAAACCACAAAUAUUCUUUGGGCCUUGUGAAGAAAAGACCUUUAUCAGUUUGUCAGAAGCAAGCUCUCAGCUUUGUCAUUUUGAGCUAUUUUUAUCCACUUUUUAAUCCCAGAUCCUAGAAGAAUGCAUCCUGGGAAUAACACCAGGUACAUUUUAAGGCAGAGGACAACAUGUUUCAUAUUUAUCAGUUCUGAUUAUCAACACUUUGCCUCUGGAGGAUCAAAAACACCCAAACCCAAGAACAUUUAUUUAACUGAAGGGCCUGGGAAGCUGAUACCAUUCCUACAACACAAAAUGUGACCAACUCUCAGAACUGCUGUUCCGGAAGUUGAUUUUGCCCUGAAAGCUUUCAGCCUCAAAACCUUGCUGUAUUUUUGUGAGCUUUUCACCAACACUCCCGAGCCCAGCUGAGCCCAGGCUCUCUAAAGCUUCACAGAUGUGCCUGAAGCUCAGCACAGCAAAACCAAAGCCUAAGAACAGCCUUCACUCCACUGCUUCUGCGGGUUGCUUUGUGGGUUUGUUUUUCAGAGCAGCAGAUGAGCCACGGGGAGCUGGGAGCAUCCCUGUGCACACAAGCAUGUACAUCCUCAGCAUGCAAGAGCCAGGACAGGGAGCACCUGAUCCCAUCACUGGGCUCAGCCAGCUGUCCUGGGGAGCCCCAGCAGAGCAAAAAGGCAGAGGCACAGCAAAUGCAGGCAGGACAGCAGGGCAAUGAAGCGUGUGGGGUCAAAUCACACCCCUGGGCACCGUUCAUGGGCUGCAAACCUGCCUGAGGCAAAGGCAGCACCUCCC
Molecule: messenger RNA, 4910 nt
Organism: Passer domesticus (house sparrow)
Lineage: Eukaryota; Metazoa; Chordata; Aves; Passeriformes; Passeridae
Gene: RGSL1
Product: regulator of G protein signaling like 1
Exons: 18
Coding region: 451-3552 (1033 amino acids)
Source: RefSeq, a predicted model, not a curated record